UUAAUUUCAGAUGAACUUGAAACAAAUCAGCCUAAGUACAUUAAACAGUUUCGACAAUUGUUUAGUCUGUUAACAUUUAUUGCAUCUCGAUCAUAAAACUGCACUAAUAAGCUUCUAUAAAUUAAACAGAUUAAUAGUUCUCAAGCAUCAUUUUGUUUUCCAUCACAAACAAAUGUCCACUUCAAAGUGAUCCACUCCACUUCUGAAACAAAUUGCUUUUUAAUUGUGAAUAGUUUGCCAUUCAUUUCGUUGUAAAUAAUGGCAAAAAUUAGUGCCAAAGAGAUUUUUAAUUUUGUUAAACUUCUUCGAAUUGAUUUAUUCUUUUUUUUCGCUACUCUCAGUACUUCACUGCCAAAUCUAGCUCUUAAUCAACUAAUCCAGGAUAAAUUUUGCAUCAACAAAUAUCUACUCAAUAAGACUGAUUGUUUUAAUUUGGAAAAGUCUUCUGAUUUUGAAACAAUACAAAAUGAAGUUUUAAAAGAAACGACAUCACUCAAACUGUACAUAACUCUAAUGACCACAAUUCCGAGUAUUUUUUUAUCACUCAUCAUGGGUUAUUGGGUUGAUAAAUAUCCAAGUCAUUUGCGUUAUUUACUUGGUGUUGCUGCAAUGGCAAAUGUUUGUGCAAACAUUAUGGCCAUCUAUCAAUGUAUAUACUUUGAAAUGGAUCCAUACUUGUUGUUACUCACAUGUCUGGUACCCGUUUUAACUGGAAGUGGAACCUUAGUCUCGGUAGGAACCUACACUUAUGCCACGAAAAAAACUCCAGCAAAGUAUCGAUCCAUUAGAUUUACAGUAUUAGAGCUCUUUUUGUUUGCAACUAUACCGAUUGCUAACCUUGCAGGAGGUGGAAUCGUUGCAUCUAAACCUUGGUUUGCAAAUCAACUUCGGAAUUACAUCGGUGUUUAUAUUGUGUCUUCCGUGUGUGCAAUUUUUGCUGCUAUUUGGGUUGUGAUAUUUUUGUAUGACUCUGUCGACGAAACUAAAAGUAAUGAACCCGUUAAAGUUGAUGAAACUUCUAGCUUGAAUGCUAAAGUGAACAAAAAAAGCUUGAAACAGAUCAUUUACGAUGUAAUCAAGCCCAACAAUAUUUUAAUUGCAACUCGAUGUGUCUUUAAAAGGAGGCCAAAUAAUGCCCAUUGGUUUUUGAUAUCAAACAUAGUAGCUGGAUUUUUGGCAAACAUUGGUUAUCUGGCUGAACAAAACAUUGGCUAUCAAUUUUCUCAGCGAGUGUAUCAUUGGAGUGCUUCACAAAUUGGUCUUUUCAAUUCAGUCAUCAUUGUGUUUCCAGCUGCUGGAAUCAUUAUUGGCCCACCUUU
Messenger RNA from Tetranychus urticae (two-spotted spider mite), 1319 nucleotides. The record is from RefSeq and is a predicted model, not a curated record. Lineage: Eukaryota; Metazoa; Arthropoda; Arachnida; Trombidiformes; Tetranychidae.